This is a messenger RNA of Daldinia childiae, 1290 nucleotides long. RefSeq lists its product as uncharacterized. The transcript has a single exon. Bases 1 to 1290 code for a protein of 429 amino acids. The record is from RefSeq and is a predicted model, not a curated record. NCBI's taxonomy places the organism in Eukaryota, Fungi, Ascomycota, Sordariomycetes, Xylariales, Hypoxylaceae.
AUGACGGAACCAAAAUUUCACAGGUUAGUCCGACGUAAGAAGCCAAAUGGGCGAGGCUACGGGCCGAGUGACUUCGACAAAUUUGAUCGUUAUAGUGCUUGCUGUGGCUACGGACAGCUCGGCGAGGUCAAGGUUACGACUCAGAUCAAUUUUAAUGAUUCGGAAUGGGGUCUUAUCGGCGCAGACACUCCGGGUGCUAUCAUACAUAUGAAUAUUGGUUUCACCCAACCUGAGAAGUGCAAGUUAGAGACGGCAACGAUCUUAGUAACCUUAGGGUCGCUUGACGAGAUUGAUGAUAAAGCAGAGCUUGAUGCGCUCGAGCGGCGACCCGGACUUUCCUCACGAAUUCCUUCUCGUGUUCAGUUUACACACUUGGGACCAGUAUAUGUGCCAGGUAGAGAGACGGAAAUAGAUUUCUCACGCCACAUAAGUGGGAAUCCGUCGCUCUCAUUUAAGGAUGCUUCUUUGAGCGGCCUAGGAGUCGAUCAGCAAAAGACCUACAAGUAUUAUAAUCGGUGGGUCUUUUCCGGUCAGUUACUAGGAGAUGAUGAACACUCUGGCUUUAGAAAGCUGCAAUGGUUUUUACAAGAGAACAAGCUCGACUCGCCGUCGAAUCAUAGACCAGACUUCGAAGCUGCUUUUGCGUUGGUUCAUGAUCAUAACCCUUUCUUCAUCAGGGUAGAAAUUCAGGGGAAACUUGAAAAGAGACUGGAUCGCGUCAAGCAAAAAUUCCAAAAGCUUAAAUACGGGUUCUAUGGGGACAAGCCUCUUCGGUCCACACUAACAGUUGUCAACCAUACUGGAGUCGAGUUACCAAGAAGGCAGCUAAUAACUAAGGCUAAAAAUCUACCCGAAAAGAUGGCUAAGAGAAAUGGUGUCAUCGAGGUCAUUCCUAGAAGAGAGACAGAAGACGAGGAUAGCGAGGUCGAUGAUGACGGCGAUGGAGAUGAUACUGAUUCUCUCAAAGUAAGGAAUGUCACGAAGAGAAAGUCACUUCGCAAAACUCCUCAGAAGUCGCCAAAAGAUCCAUUCUUCGGUGAAGUAAAGAGGGUACAUGCAUCUCUAUCUACAGGCGCAAUGAAUCGGACAUCAUGGUUAUCAUCUACUACACUUGUAGACGACGACGGAGAUGAGAAUACGGCCAGUUCCGAGCAAGAGCCUGAAAAGAAGAAGGAAACCGACGACGCCGAAACUCUAAACUUCCUUCUACUCAUCAGAUUCAUUUUCCAAUAUUUAUUUCUACAAGCAGGAUAUGUGACCUCCAAGUUCUCCAAACCCAAUAAAGAGUAA